AUGGCAACCGUCCUCGCCGUGGGCGUCGGAGUCGCCGCCGCAGCUUUCUUCGUACGUUGCGCGCACAACCGCCAUCCAAGCACAUCUGGCUGAUAAACCCCCCCCCCCCCACAAAAGGGUCGCGCAGGACUCGUCGCAUUACGAAGAUACCGAGGAGGAACAAGUGCGCUCGGGAAAGCAUACUACAAGGGCGGUUUCGAAAAGCAGAUGAACCGGAGAGAAGCAGCGUUGAUAUUGGAGACCUCGUGAGCAUACAUAACCCACCUUGCACACACGCGAGCGCGAGCGCAGGCCGACUUACUUUUGUCAUCUUGCAGAGAGCGAGGCGUCACGAGAGACAUCAUACGCAAAAAGCACCGGCAGAUGAUGCUGCUCAACCACCCAGAUCGAGGAGGAAGUCCAUACCUCGCGACCAAGAUCAACGAAGCGAAAGAGUUUUUGGAAAAGGGAGCGCCUUGA
This is a messenger RNA of Lecanosticta acicola, 459 nucleotides long. Lineage: Eukaryota; Fungi; Ascomycota; Dothideomycetes; Mycosphaerellales; Mycosphaerellaceae. The record is from the annotation of a GenBank genome assembly.